Messenger RNA from Pseudozyma flocculosa PF-1, 5529 nucleotides. RefSeq lists its product as uncharacterized. The transcript has a single exon. Gene Ontology annotation, cellular component: cytosol. NCBI's taxonomy places the organism in Eukaryota, Fungi, Basidiomycota, Ustilaginomycetes, Ustilaginales, Ustilaginaceae. Gene Ontology annotation, molecular function: ATP binding; protein binding; eukaryotic translation initiation factor 2alpha kinase activity. The coding region runs from base 1 to 5529 and encodes 1842 amino acids. Gene Ontology annotation, biological process: DNA damage checkpoint signaling; regulation of translational initiation by eIF2 alpha phosphorylation. The record is from RefSeq and is a predicted model, not a curated record.
AUGUCGCCGGCAGCGAAACCUCCGGCGCUGUCACCCGAAGAGAUCGCAGAGAUCCAGCAGACCGAGCUAGAGGCGCUCCACUCGAUCCUCGAAGACGACUUCCAGAAGGUCGAGCACAAGGCUUGGAAGGGCGCCCUCACCUCGCAGCUCCACGAGUUUGAGAUCACGCUCCGACCCGACGAGGAGAGGCUCAAGCCCCUCGUCGCCGCCGUCGUCAACUUCAAGCUCCCCAAGAACUAUCCGCUCAACGCUCCUACCGUAGCCCUCAAGCCCAAUGACGGCCGCAACAAGGGCCUCUCGGCGCAGCACAUCCGGGACCUCAACAAUGAGAUCAAUGCAAAGGCGCGCGAGCUGGUCGGCGCGGAGAUGAUCUGGGAGCUCGUCUAUCACGGCCAGGACUACAUCAGCCAGAACAAUCUCGCCCCGAAAGAGGUCAAGCAUGGCGUCCCCUCGGUUAGCCUCGAGGAAGAGAAGCGGCAGAGGGCCCUGGAAGAGGAGCUCAAGGAGAAGCAGCGCCGCGACGAGGAGAAGAAGAAGAAGCGCGAGGCUGAGACCGCCAAGACCAACAAGCUGGCAGAGCUCAUUGAACAGGAGGCCAACAAAAAGGCCAUGGUUCUCAAGCUCGAGCGGCAGCGGCAGCGCACGCUCACCUCUUCAUCCUCGAUCGACUCGCCCCAUGCCACGAGCACGACGCCCAAGCUCGACAGCCCCGUCCCGAACGAGUGGCUCGGCGGGUCGUCGUCUUCGCAGCGGAUCGAGACGUUCCUUGAGCCCUUUGAGGAUCACGGACGCGUCAUUUCCGUGCUCCGGCUCGGUCCCGUGCUGGAGCGGACGGAGCUGAGCGUGCGCCAUCUCGCCGAGGCGGCCCACGACGACCCCGCAGAUACGACGCUGGCCCGAUCGUGGGUCCUCGAGCAUUUCUUCAUCUCUUCGCUCCACUAUGCCUAUUCUGCCGGCAAGCGCAAGAUCGAAGAGGUCGAGUGGGAGCUUGACAAGCUCGUCAAGGUGCGCGAGCCCCACCUCGUCAAUGUGCUGGCCUCGGCCGUCACGCGCAUGGGCGACAAUCAGGGCUGGAAGCUCAGCGUCGUCCUCGAGAGGAGCACCGGCGUGCCCCUGCGCUCGCUGCUCGAGCAGUGCGAGGUGCUGCCCUGGAAGCGGGUUCGCACCUACCUCGCCAGCCUGCUCGAGGCGCUCGAGGCGCUCCAUAGCCGCAACCUGCUCCACAGAGGCGUCUGCCUUGACUGCAUCUACAUCGACGGCAACGGCGCCGCCGCGACCGAGUUCAAGUCCGCCGUGCGGAUCAAGGACGCCUGCUAUGUCCGGCGCCUCCGCGAUAUGCACCGAUCCAACCCGCUCAAUGACAACGUCGGUCCGCUGGUCGAGGAGGAACGACCACAGGCGUGGAAGGCCCCCGAAUCGGUCGAGCAGCCGCUCAGCUAUACGCGCAAGCGCGACCUGUGGGACCUCGGUGUCUGCGCGUGCCAGAUGCUCUUCGGCAUCGACUGCACGGUCGAGCACGAGGCGCCCGAGCAUUUGCUGAGGACGGCAGACGAGCUGCCACCUCACGUCAGGGCCUUCCUGAUGUUGAUGCUGGAACGAUCGCCCAAGAAGCGGCCGACGACCGCGGCUCUGGCCACUCGGCUCGAAGAAAUAAUCCUAUUCGAGGACCAGGAGUGGUCGCAGGAGUCCAACACGCGCAUGCCGACCGGCAACGGAGCUGCCGGAGCGAAAGGCGUGCUGGCUCGGCGUCGAGGCAACUCUCUGGUCGCCCCGGCCACCCCGGCCGCGGCGCAGCUCGGCACAUCGCCUCCGCGAGACCAGAGUCGACCGGGUUCGUUCUGGCCCUUGAGACAGAUUGGCCGGCAAGGUCCUGCGACGGGGGGCGGCGGCGCCUCUCGCUACCUCUCCGACUUCGAGGAGGUCGAGUUCCUAGGCAAGGGUGCCUUUGGCAGCGUCGUCAAGGCGAGGAACCGACUCGACGGCAGGUUUUACGCCGUCAAGAAGAUCAAGCUCUCCAGCUCCCCCGACGAAGACGAGCGCACGCUGCGGGAGAUCACGGCGCUAAGCCGCCUCGACCACCCGCACGUGGUGCGCUACACGACCUGCUGGAUUGAGGAGACGCAGACGCCCCUGACCGGCCUGCACGGCAGCGACACGGACGGCCUGACGGCAAGCAGGACGCUAGAGACGAACACGACCAGCGCCACUGGCCCGUCCGGCCCAAGCCUCGCUUCGGUCAAGGAGACCAGGCCCGCCAAGCGGCUUGUCCGCGACGAAUCCUUCCGGGCCACGCCCAACUUUGACUCCGACUACUUCAACAGCAGCCGCCACGAUGACGACCCCUUCAGCCAGAGCAGUAGCUUCGCCGACAUCCGCUUCGCCAACGACGACUCGUCCGACGAGGGCUCGUCGGCACCGGGUCCUUCCGCGCGCUCGCGAUCCAGGCCCAGGAACAUCGCCUCCAAGCCGGGCUCCGGCGAUCACAGCGAAAGCACAGACAGCACUGACAGCGACGGGAAUGACGGCAGCGACGACAGCUCGUCCGACAGCGACAGCGACUCUGGCAGCGACGACGACGAUGAAGAGGAUGAGGACGACUUCAGCCGCAUUCCCACGUCGUCGCGCAGGGGCUCCAAGCAGGGUCCACGGCUGUCCAGCCUAGCAAUGAGCAAGGCCGAUGCCGAUUUUGUCCCGGUGCAGAGGGUCCUCUACAUCCAGAUGGAGUUCGUUGAGAACCGCACGCUGCGCGAGGCCAUCGACCGCGGCCUCUCGGAGGACGAGGCGUGGAGAAUCCUGCGGCAGAUGGUCGAGGCGCUCGCACACAUCAGCAGCCUGGGCAUCAUUCACCGAGACCUCAAGCCAUCCAACGUCCUGAUGUACGCCAACGGCGAUGUCAAGAUCGGCGAUUUCGGCCUGGCCACCAACGCCGUCCAGAUCGCCGAGGGCGGGGGCGCCGCCGGUCCCUCUGGCACGGCGGAUCUGGCCGAGAGCACCGACCUCACUGGCGACCUCGGCACCUACCUCUACACGGCGCCGGAGCUGCGCGCCAAGAAGGGGGCGCGCUACAACUUCAAGGUCGACAUCUAUUCGCUCGGCAUCAUCUUCUUCGAGAUGCUGGCCAGCCAGGCUGUCUACCGCACCGGAAUGGAGCGGAUCCUGCUGAUCCGCGAGCUGCGCAACCCGACGGUCUCGUUCCCCGCGGCCUGGCCCCGCGCAAAGCUCGACAAGCAGACUGCGCUGAUCAAGCAGAUGCUCGACCACAACCCGGACCGCCGGCCGUCGCCGCUCGAGAUCCUCCGGAGCGACCUGCUGCCGCCCAAAAUGGAGGACGAGUACAUCGAGGAGUGCCUGAGGCUGAUGGCCAACCCCUCGAGCGCCUACAACCACCAGCUGAUGGACGCGCUCUUCGGCAGGACGGCGACCGACGUUGUCCGCGACUUUACCUUUGACACCGGAUCCCAGACGGACCAGGACAACGCGCUCGUCGGCGUCGUCUGCGACCUGAUCCGCAGCGUCUGCCGCAAGCACGGCGCCGUCGAGUUCGCCGCGCCGCUGCUGGUGCCGCCCAACGGUCUCUACAAUGCCAACGAAAAGGUCGUGCAGGUGCUCGACAAGACGGGCAAGGUGGUGCAGCUGCCGUACGACCUGACGGUUCCGUUUGCGCGCAUCUUUUCUCGCAGCGACAACCAGCGCUUCAAGCGGUACGAGAUCGGCAGCGUCUACCGAGAGAAUGUCGUGGCGGGCGGCCAGCCGCGCGCCGUGCUGGCGGCCUCGUUUGACAUUGUUUCGCCAGAGCGGUCGGCGGCAGCUGAGGCUGAGGCCUUGGCGGUGGUCGACGAGAUGCUCAGCGAGAUUCCUGGCGUAGCCUCCGAGUCGUGGGACAUCCACAUCAACCACGAAGGCAUCCUCUCGCUGAUCCUCGACCGCGUACCGAACAAGCAUCGCGAGGCGGUUCUUGGCAUCGUCGCGCUUCUUGCAGGCAGCAAGAGCGUCAACAAUGCCCGGACCCAGCUGCUGCAGCUCGGGCUGCCCCGCUCCACGAUUGAGGAGCUCGAGGCCUUUAACCUGCAGGACGAGCUCAAGACCGUCCACGGACGCCUCGAGCGCCUCUUCCCGACCGAGCAUCGGUCCCGCGUAUCGAAGGCCGUCGCCGAGAUUGCAGGGGUGGCCGCCACGGCGCAGCACUUCGGCGUGCAGAGGCGCUUCCUCUUCACUCCGCUGCUCGCCCAGUCGAGCAAUCUCUACCGCGGCGGCGUUUUCUUCACCGUGGUGCGCGCCGGCAAACGGCGAGACGUGGUGGCGGCGGGGGGGCGCUACGAUGCUCUGCUAAAGAGGUUCUCGACGCCAUCCUCGUCUUCGUCCGCCUCGCUCCACGGCGUCGGUGUCCAGAUCGCCGUGGGCAAGCUCACUCUGGGCCUUGCAAAGUACCAGGAGGUACACGUGCCGCGCCUGCUCAGCCGGGCCGAGGAGGAGAGGAGCUUCGGCUUCAUGACGCCCCGGCGCUGCGACGUUUACGUCGCCUCGGCCCCGGGCCUGCUGCACACGCGGAUGGAGAUCUGCCGCGAGCUCUGGGCGCACAACAUCGCCGCCGAUCUGCAGUACGAGCAUGCGACCUACGACACGCCUGAGGCCGCCGCCGCCACCUGCCGUUCCGAGGGCAUCCUCCUGCUCGUGUUUGCCAAGGCGCGCUCGCCUGUGCUCAAGGUCAAGAUGGUGCUGCAGCGGGCCGAGUUCGAGGUGUCGAGGCACGAGCUGGUCACCUUUGUGCAGGACAAGAUCGCCAGGCAGCGGAGCGUCGAUGCGCAGGUGGCCGGCUCUGGCUGGAUCACCUCGGCCAGCACGCGCUUCCAGCAGUCGUACGGCGACACGGGCAUCGCUCGCGUCGCGGGAGCCGCUUCGAGCACCGCCGGCGGCGCGUCCUCCUUUGUGCACGGCCAUGGCCAUCACCACCACGCUUCCCGCGGCCUUGCCGGCAAUGAUGUGCUGCCAUCUAUGGCCAUCGCCAUCAAGGAGCGCGAGAUGGUGCUGCCCGAGCGGCCGAUCGACCGGUCCAAGAAGGGCGACAAGAGCCAGCAGAACCGGCCGAAACCCUCGAGCCGACAGCUAGUGCUCGACAAGGCCUCGAGGCAGGUCAGCCGGUUCGCCGAGCAGCUUCAGGGCGGCCACGUUCCCGUACUUGCCGUCGACUUUUCCGGCCCAAGCUUCGACCGCCUCGCCGCGGCGCUGAUGGCCUGCCUGUCUAGCCACGCGGCCAGCGGCGGGUGUGGCGGCGGUGGCAGCGUUGGCGGCGGUGGAGCGUCGAUGGGCGCGGCGGCGGGGUCGAGGGGCGAUGACGACGGCACGCUGCUCUUCCGUGCGCUCCUCGAUGGUCUGUCGGCCGAGGAGAAGGAUUACGCUCGGCUCGUCAAGGCCAAGGCGGUCGAGUUUGCCUUUUCAGAUGCAUCGGGCGGCGGCGUGCACGGGUGCGGGCGCGUCUUUCUCUACUCGCUGCGCGAGGACCGCACGGCGCUCGUGGGAUGCGGUCGGUGA